Messenger RNA from Capsicum annuum, 1372 nucleotides. Its product is annotated as polygalacturonase. Gene Ontology annotation, molecular function: polygalacturonase activity. Gene Ontology annotation, biological process: carbohydrate metabolic process. The record is from RefSeq and is a predicted model, not a curated record. The transcript has 4 exons. Bases 58 to 1230 code for a protein of 390 amino acids. Lineage: Eukaryota; Viridiplantae; Streptophyta; Magnoliopsida; Solanales; Solanaceae.
AUCAAUUAAUCCUUUGAAUUCCUCAAAAAUAUUUUUAGCAAUUUUCACUUAACCAAAAUGAGUCACUUAGCAAUUUUCUCACUUCUCUUCAUAUUCCUCUUCAACUUCUCAUUAGCAACAAACACCAUUUACAAUGUUCAAAAUUAUGGAGCAAAAUCCAAUGGCCAAACUGAUUCAUCAAAUGCAUUUUUGAGUGCAUGGAAAGCAGCCUGUGCUUCUACUAGCCCAGCCACUAUUUACAUGCCACGUGGAAAUUACUUGAUUCGCAGCGCAGAAUUUAAUGGCGAAACAUGCAAGAGCAAGGCUAUUAUUAUACGUAUCGAUGGGACUCUCUUAGCUCCUUCUGAUUAUAAUGUCAUUGGCAAUGAAGGAAGUUGGAUUAAGUUCGAAAAAGCCAAUGGAGUUUCUAUCUUUGGUGGAACAUUUGAUGGUCAAGGUGCUAGUCUUUGGUCUUGCAAGACCUCAGGCAAGAACUGCCCUAAAGGAACUACGGCACUGGCUUUUUACAACUCAAACAACGUUGUAAUAAGUGGAGUAACUGCACAAAACAGCCAAAUGUUUCAUAUUUUAGUAGACGGUUGCCAUAACGUGAAGCUACAAGGAGUGAAGGUGUCAUCUCCAGGAAAUAGUCCCAACACUGAUGGAAUUCACAUACAAUCAUCGUCAGGAGUGAGCAUUAUGAACUCGCGUAUUGGUACUGGAGAUGACUGUAUCUCAAUCGGCCCUGGAAAUUCUAACUUAUGGAUCGAAGGCAUUGCUUGUGGCCCUGGCCAUGGAAUCAGCAUUGGAAGCUUAGGUUGGGAAUCACAAGAGCAAGGAGUUCAAAAUGUGACAGUUAAGACUGUGACUUUCACUGGAACAGAAAAUGGUGUGAGGGUUAAAACUUGGGCAAGGCCUAGUAGUAGCUUUGUUAGAGCUGUUCUCUUUCAACAUAUUGUUAUGUCUAAUGUUCAAAACCCAAUCAUCAUAGAUCAAAAUUACUGUCCUAAUCAUGAAAGUUGUCCUAAUCAGGGAUCUGGCGUGAAGAUAAGUGAUGUAACAUAUCAAGACAUACAUGGAACAUCGUCUACAGAAGUUGCAGUGAAGUUAAAUUGUAGCAAAACGAAUCCAUGUACUGGAAUAACACUUGAUGAUGUGAAUCUUAGUUAUAAAGAUGGUAAAGCUGAUGCUUCAUGUGUUAAUGCUGGAGGAAGAGCCUCUGGUUUUGAAGAACUUAGUCACUGCUUAUAAAUUAUAACCAAAAAAAAAAAAAAAAGAACAAAUUUUAUUUAAUUUGUUUAAUUAUUAAUAUCAUACUGUAUACUUAAUAUAUAAAAAAUAUGAAAAUAGAGUUGGUAUUUUAUUAUAUACACUAAAUGUAAUUUGGAUUCAU